AUGUCGACCCAGACCGUCCGUGUUGCAGUUACCCAGGCCGAGCCAGCGUGGCUAGAUCUCGCAGCUGGGGUGGCAAAAACGUGUGAAUUAAUCACGGAGGCCGCAAAGAACGGCGCUAAGUUGAUCGCCUUUCCCGAGUGCUGGAUACCCGGGUAUCCAUGCUGGAUCUGGACCCGGCUCCUCGAUGUUGAGCUCAAUGUGGCUUAUAUCAAGAACUCGAUCCGCCUUGAUUCUCCUGAGAUGAAGCAGAUUCAGCUUUGCGCAGAUACCAACGCGAUUGCAGUAUCUUUAGGUUUCUCGGAAAACUCCAAUGACUCUAUAUAUAUCGCUCAAGUGAUGAUCGGGCCUGAUGGGGAGGUCAAGGCCCAUCGCCGUAAGAUGAAGCCCACGCACAUGGAACGUACCAUCUUCGGUGAUGCUUCAGGAGAGUGCUUUGCAAGUGUUGUGCAGCUUCCAUUUGCACGAGUCGGUGCCUUAUCUUGCUGGGAGCAUAUUCAGCCUCUGUUGAAAUACCACACCUUAUCUCAGCAGGAGGAUAUCCAUGUCGCCGCAUGGCCAAGUCUCACGCCUCAUAGUGGCGGCUCGGAUUUGUGGUCUAUGUCAGCAGAAGGUUGUUCGAGUCUUUCUCAAACUUACGCGAUCGAGUCUCAAAGUUUUGUGCUCCAUUGCACGGCUCUCAUUACGCAAAAUGGUAUUGACAGAAUGAACACUUCUGGGGGAGCAAUGAUGUCCUCGCCUGGUGGGGGUAGCUCGGCGGUCUUUGGACCAGAUGGUAGAAGGUUGACAGAGUCAGUGGAUAGUACAACUGAGAAAAUCAUCUAUGCUGAUUUGGAUAUGGAUCAAAUUGUGGCGACGAAAAUGUUCGCAGAUGCCACUGGGCAUUAUAGUCGUCCAGACUUGAUGUCGCUUCAUGUGUGUAAGCGAGUCAAGAAAAUGGUUCACGAUGAAGAGGCAGUGGAUGUUAAGGGGAGUACCAAACAACCUGUUGAGGAUGAGCAAUAA
Molecule: messenger RNA, 1002 nt
Organism: Penicillium odoratum
Lineage: Eukaryota; Fungi; Ascomycota; Eurotiomycetes; Eurotiales; Aspergillaceae
Product: carbon-nitrogen hydrolase family protein
Exons: 3
Coding region: 1-1002 (333 amino acids)
Molecular function (GO): catalytic activity
Source: RefSeq, a predicted model, not a curated record